GGGUACAGAUGCUGGCCUAUGCAGACGUUUGAUAUUUAAGCAGCUGUAUUUUUCUUUCUACAUUACUCAACGAGUAUCAUCUGAAUACUCAUUAUGGCGAGUUCUAUGGUACUCUCAGCACUGUGUGUCUUCGCUAUCGUGCUGGCUGCAAGUGCGGAGGACGCACUUUCAGUCAUCAAGGUGGAUCCUUGCAAGGAUGGAUCGACGAACAACGUGAAGGAGGUCCGCAUGACUCACUGCGGGUCUCUUCCAUGCGUUGUUAAACUGGCAGACAAGCCUCGCUUUGAAGUUGACUUCGUCGCAGAAAGGAACUCCAAUGUGAUGCGCCUCAAGGUUCAAGGUCAGAUUGGAUCACUGAAGCCGGAGAAUUUCCCUGGCUUCAAGAGCGACGCGUGCAGCCAAAUGGGUGUUGAGUGCCCACUUGUGGCCGGAAAGCAGUACACUGCAAAGUCUCAGCUCACGAUGUCUCCCACAUUUCCACCCACAAAAGUAAAGGCCAUUUUUAAAGCUGUGGAUGAGGGAGGAGAGCUCUUCUGCUUCAGUGUUCCAGUAGAGCUGAAGGGCUAAGCUUGUUCAAUUACUCGAGACAAAAUAAAAUUUGAUUGAUGUUAAA
Ixodes scapularis (black-legged tick) is the source of this 613-nucleotide messenger RNA. RefSeq names its product NPC intracellular cholesterol transporter 2. Gene Ontology annotation, molecular function: sterol binding. NCBI's taxonomy places the organism in Eukaryota, Metazoa, Arthropoda, Arachnida, Ixodida, Ixodidae. The transcript has 4 exons. Gene Ontology annotation, biological process: sterol transport. Bases 94 to 567 code for a protein of 157 amino acids. The record is from RefSeq and is a predicted model, not a curated record.